Molecule: messenger RNA, 3764 nt
Organism: Dunckerocampus dactyliophorus (ringed pipefish)
Lineage: Eukaryota; Metazoa; Chordata; Actinopteri; Syngnathiformes; Syngnathidae
Gene: ubap1
Product: ubiquitin associated protein 1
Exons: 7
Coding region: 304-1683 (459 amino acids)
Biological process (GO): ubiquitin-dependent protein catabolic process via the multivesicular body sorting pathway
Cellular component (GO): ESCRT I complex
Molecular function (GO): ubiquitin binding
Source: RefSeq, a predicted model, not a curated record
AUGAUAUUGUAAGCCAUAUUGUUUGUGUAUUUAAUCUACUUAAUACAUUUCUGUUAAAAAAACAAACAAACCAUGAUCUUCCGGGAAGUACAGUUUGGCCAUGAAUGCGACGUCAUAUGGGUCUGUGACGUCAGACAGGAACCUGCGAUCCUGACAAAUCAAGAUGGCGUCCCACGGCAGAACAGGAAAGAGAUUUCAUAAUAAAUAAAACAAAUUCGGCUGUAAUUCAAAUCAAAGCAGCAUAUCAAAUUGAAACAGAGUCACAUUUGUAAGAGCAAGACGGAGCGGAUACAGUGUAUCUAAAUGGCUACAAGGAAGUCUGUAUCGGAUGCAUACAACAAUGGACCCAUCAGCUACCUUGAUGAUGUUCCCUUCAAGGUCAAUGAAAAGUUUCGCUGCCCUGCCAAAGUGGGUCUGCCUGUUGGCUUUUGUCUGCCAGACUGCGGCUCCUUGUUGGUGGAGACCCGGUAUGACUUUUCUUUGGAGAAUCGGAGUGUUCGCUGGGGUAUUGAACUGGGUGAGGCCCAAGCAGCAGAGGCUCGAGCAGAAGACACCGCAGCCAAACAGGAGACAGAAAACGGAGAAGGCUUGGCUCAAUCACAGGACAUUAAUGGUAGUGCAGGCAAGAAACGGUCUGCUAUUGAAGACCAGGACCCUCCCCCACCAGCAAUGAACCCUGUUCUGGCAGGAUUGAGCCAUGAUGCUAUCCUAACUCCUCUGCCUGCUCCAAGUUUUGGUCCAAGGAAAAUCCAACCAAGCAUUCCUCAGCCACAUUGCCUCAACCUUGCUGACUUUGAGCGGGAAGAGGACCCCUUUGACAAGCUGGAGCUUAAAACAUUGGAUGAUAAAGAAGAGCUUAGAAAUAUUCUACAGAGCCAGCCUCAACUUGCACCUUCUGUAUCUCCACCAGAAGUUUCCCAGCUGGGGCCUACUUCACGUGGAAACAGCCCGUCUCCUCCCACCAACACCAGCCUCCCAGCAAAACAUGGCUUUGCCCAUAAACCCAAUGGUUUAGUUUCUUUACUCGAUAUGGACAAAGUUGGGCAUCAUGGGAGAUCAGGGUUUGAAGCAGAGGAUCGACCCUGCAACAUACGCUCUCUGACUUUUCCUAAACUUUCGGAUUCUGGUGAUCCUGAUCCAGUAAGAUACAGCCCAGUCCCUGCACCCAUCCCUGCACCCCGACACAACCUACCCAAUGGCAGCCCCCCGAUUAUACCCAAAUCCCAAGUCAUUGUUGCCCCUGAGCCGCUCAGCCUCAACAAGGGUGGUGGACCAAAACCGGGAAACUUGUUGUCGGGUUCAGCAGGUUUGCCAUGUGGGGGAGCCCUGCUUAGCAUGACCCCCAGUGAGCGUCAAUGUGUGGAGACCCUGGUAGGCAUGGGGUAUUCUUAUGAGGGUGUUCUUCGGGCCAUGCAGAGACAAGGGCAGAAUGUGGAGCAGGUACUGGAUUAUCUCUUUAUCCACGGACGUCUGUGUGAGCGAGGCUUCGAUGCAAGCGCAGUGGAGGAAUGUUUAGAGAUGUACCAAUGCUCAGAAGAAAAGGCAUUGCAGUUUCUUGAGCUAAUGUCAAGAUUUGGUGAAAUGGGAUUUGAGCGGGAGGCCAUCAAAGAAGUGCUGCUCGUUCACAACAAUGAUCAGGACAAGGCACUAGAGGACCUGAUGGCUCGGGCCACAGCUAGCUGAGCAAAGCCAAUGAACCAACUACUGCAGGACCUGACUCCUGUUACCACCCUACACAGCCCCUUUCUUUCUUCCCACCCUGUCACACCAUGCCCUACGACAUGUGCUUGCCUUGGCUGUGGAAGGGACAGCUGAGAGACAGUUGUGUUUCUCUGUGCUAAACUGUAUUGUGUCUCAAGCACUUCUUCAAGACUGCGUGCCAAGAGUAACAAUACUUCCAGCAGUGUUUAUUUCUAAUAAAGCCUAGGGUUUAGUCCCGCAAACUGGUACUGCUAGGAUAUUGAACAAUGCUAAGGGAGACUUAGAAGAAUUUGGGCUGUGGCACUUAGAUGCCGUUUAUAUUUGCUUCCUCUUGGAAGUGUUGAGAUAACUGCAGGUAUAGCUGCAAGUCAGAAAUGCGAGGAGGCGGUCACAGUCUUGGUUUAAACUAAAAAAUAAACUGCAUAACAGCUAAGCUGCCAUCUUCCACUGCACAGUGCAGAUUUACAGUAAUAAAUGGUAGAAGGGCCUUAAGGAGGCUUUCCUGAAACUCCGACACAAAUCAACACAUCACAAGUACAAAGGCAUAGUGGCCAGACUUUUGAUUUUUGAUUUACUCAUAAUUUUUCAUUGAAACCUUGAAAAUAAGCGAUACUACUUUUGCUAGUUCGCUUUUCUACCUGCACUGGAAUAGCCUGUUCAAAGGCCCCCUCUAGAUGAAAUAGUAUAUACUAAAACGUAUACCCUACUGGAAUGGACCUGUCAAACUGCACACACACACGAUUCUUAAUUACGAAGAUAUUUAAAAGCUACACUGACACUUUCUUUUGAACAGAGUUCUAUAUAAUGUAGGUAUAAUUACAAAAAAUUACUCUUGUUUGCAUACUGGAAACGUGUUCAUUUUCAUUUUCCAGCAGCAUCACAGUGCAAUAGAGACAUUUCAUAUUCUGUAACCGGAAACUGCCGCUUUGAGCCGCUCUAAUUGUUGGGCGAUAUGAAAUUGUCUUCAAGUCUUGCUGGAAAUUUGGAUGUGAAUUGGAAAUGUUUCAGUGAUUAUAUCAUUCCAUCAUUGGAUUCUUCUAAUCAAACAUGGCUUUUGUUGGUUGACUUAUUCAUUUGUUUUUUUUAACAUGAAAUGAGUGAUCAUCUUAGUGAGUUUUUCACGUCUUUUAAAUGCAAAAAGUUACAAAGUCAUGUAUUUUGAUUGAUUUAAAUAAUUAUGCAGAAUAGAAGUGAGGGGGCAUUCGCUGUGGAUAUAUCCGCUGCAUUGUCUUCCCAAUGUACAGUAACAUCCUGUGAAGGGCUGCUACUAUUUGCACAACUGAUCUUGUAUUGUGUCAAAGCAAGAACCCCAUUCAUCUUUAAAAAUAGCCAACACUAUGAAACUAGGCUCAAAUUAGUAGACACCCUGCCAAUGAUUUGGUAAAAGUCCUGGGUCUAUACAUUUAAAAAGCUUACAUGACCAUGUAUGGGUGAAGUAGCUACGCUAAAAGAUCAGUUGGCAAAUUAUUGUCACUCCCAUUUAGUCACUUUACAGGUUGCAGAUUUCAAUGUUUUUUUUCUUUUUCCUCACUGCUCAUCAGUGAUUGCUGGGGUGACCGUCUUCUCGUUUGAGAUCAACUGUGGCAUUGCUAGACCUCCAUUGUACACCUUGGUUUCAGAACAUAAUUACCAGGUUUGAUAGUCAUUUUUUUCUUCUGUCGUUUAUACAUUUUUCUUCAAGUGUAUAUGCACCAGCUGUUUAUCUUACUACAACCUGAAGUUGAGGUCAACACUUGUUUUUUUUCCUUAAUUAAACUUAAAAACAAUUUGUUUAUCACUAAAUUGACAUAGACACAAUUAGGUGUCCGUGGGAUGCACAGUUGGUUUUGGGUCGUAUCCAUCAGUGUCUCACCAUGUUAUAGGAGCAAGUUUAAGGGUUUGCAGAUAGUUCUAACUUAUCACCCAGAGGACCGUGUCGGUUCUAACAUAUCUGGUGACUAAUCUUAGUAGGACAUUAUAAACUGAAUGAGUUCCUUGAUUGUGGGUUACAAAUGUUGAACUUUCUCUUCUCUGACUUUGAAGGUCACAAUGAUUAAAUAAGCAAAUCGUUUCAUCAAAAAACA